AUGGAAGAUUCUACCAAGCCCAUUCACUGUCCUCCAGACGAAACUGUAGCAUCGAGAUUGCUACGGAAUGGUCGUUACGCCGGAGAAUACUACAAGCCAUUUCCUCCUAAUCACUUUGCACCUAAACCAGGCCAACAAUCACUAGAUAUUGCUAUCAUCGGAGCUGGAAUAGCAGGUCUCAAUGCUGCAGUCGCAUUGGUGCAGUCAGGUCACAAUGUUGAGUUGAAGAUGUUUGAGCGGUCAAAGUUUGCACACGAGAUAGGUGCGGCUAUCCACAUGUGUCCAAAUGCAACAAGAAUAUUGUCCUACUACGAAUUUGAUUUUGAGGCCGCGCGCGCGACUCAACUCCACCAAAGUUCUCUGCUUGACGCACAUACACUAGAAAUUUUGAGAAUCGCGAGGACGCCAGAUACUGUGCGCCUGUAUGGCGCCUCGUACUCCUUGUUUCAUCGCGUUGAUCUUCAUCAACAGCUUCAAAAGCUAGCCACUGAGCCCCGACCAAAUACAAAAUACGUUGCCAAGAUCAAUUUAUCCUCCGAGAUCCUAGAUAUCGAUCUCGAUGGUACUGUAAUACUUACGAGUGGUGAAAGAAUGAAAAAAGAUCUGAUUGUGGUGGCAGACGGUGUCCGAACCAAGUUUGCAGCAAAAGUUGUCAGUGACCAGAUCUCCACAGGCGUCUCACCAACCGAGAAAGUGGUUUAUCGGUUUUUGAUUCCGACAGAAAGGCUCUUGGAGGACCCGAGAACACGUUCACUAUUUGAAGGAGAAGGCUUUCAAGCCAAUAUCGCACGCUUAGACGACCGGCGACUCGUGUGGUACCCUUGUCGCCAGGGUGCUCUACAAAAUUUUGGAUUUUUUGUUCCCGGAAAAAUCCAGGGCUAUGAACAGGAAGUAUGGAAUAUUCCCGUAGACCGAGAAACUUUCUUGAAAGAUUGCAGUCCACUGCACCCUAUCUUGCAAGCAGUAUGCUCAAAAGCGGACGACAUCAAACUGUUCCAGCUUUGCAUGCGAAAGCAACCCAUACCGGCGCUAACAAAGGGCAGUGUUGUUCUCAUCGGUGAUGCUGCUCACCCUAUGCUACCUCAUCAAGGUCAAGGAGGUGCAAUGGCAGUUGAGGAUGGUGCAGCUUUGGGAGUACUGCUCUCAGAUCUUCGAUCUAAAAAGGACGUGCCGCGCCGACUUCAGCUUUUUCAAGAAUUACGCUUUAAUCGGGUCAGUGCCGUCCAAAUUCUGUCGAGCGUUGGGCAAGACGAGAUUCACAAGGUGGUAAAGGCAGCGCAGCCUUUCUUCGAGGGCCCCGUCCCGACCACAGUAGAGGGUCUCAACGACUACAACUAUACCCCAAAUAUACUGCGAGAUGCGCUGGAGCUUUUGCGACAAGACCGCAAGGACAGUUUAGCGAAGCAAGAGCAGAAGGGAUAUGCAUCUAGCAGAAUAUGA
Exophiala bonariae is the source of this 1440-nucleotide messenger RNA. RefSeq lists its product as uncharacterized. Lineage: Eukaryota; Fungi; Ascomycota; Eurotiomycetes; Chaetothyriales; Herpotrichiellaceae. Gene Ontology annotation, molecular function: FAD binding; monooxygenase activity. The record is from RefSeq and is a predicted model, not a curated record. The transcript is spliced from 9 exons. The coding region runs from base 1 to 1440 and encodes 479 amino acids.